CGGCCGGUCCCUCCCUCAAACUGGGCCGGACCUCACCGUACAAACCCGACCGGAUUCGUCCUGAAUGAAGUCUCGGCAUUGGCUCCGCCGUGCGUCAAUUGCGCUGCGCGACUUGUGGAGGCUGGCUGGACUUCCUUCAAUAUUAUUUCUAGCAGCAAAAGUACGAAAGAAAUGUUGCCCACAUGAUCCCCGGCAGCGGGACGGAGUGAAUGGAGGCUGCGCCGUCCGCGAGCGGAGAGACUCGUCCGUCUGCGACCAGCCGGUGAGCACCAAUCCACGAGCGGGGUGUUGAGUUCUCCAAAGACGUCCAUCCCUCGGUGUCCCCAUGCCUCCAACUCCCCUUGACGACAGAAUUGUGGUGGCGUUGCCAAGGCCGAUUCGACCUCAGGAACUGCAACUGCGCCUGGACACCAGCUACCUGGACUCCAUCACCAGCAGCAGCAGUGACAAGUCGGUGAUCAGCACUACUGUGGUGAAGAUUCGGGCGACGGCCAAUCUUGUGACGUAUAUGCCCUCAUCCAAGGGCUCCACGCGCUCCUUGUCGUGUGGAUGCAGCAGCGCCAGCUGCUGUUCGGUCACCACCUACGAGAAGGACAGCCCGAGCCUCAACCACAGCCCGGUGAGCGCCAGCAGCCCCAACCUCAGCUAUGCCGGCCCGCCCACGCCCAUGCUGGGCAACCAUGAGGCCUACAGCGCCGCCACUCUGGCCUCAGGCACGCCCAAGGUCCUCUCCUCCGUCAGGCUCAUCCACCCCAACGAGCUGGCCAAGCGGAUGACCUGCUGCCCCAUGGGCCACCCGCUGGGUCCCCUGCCGGUCAUCAUCGACUGCCGGCCCUUCAUGGAGUACAACAAGAGCCACAUCCGGGGCGCGGUGCACAUCAACUGCUCGGACAAGAUCAGCCGACGGCGGCUGCAGCAGGGCAAAAUCACUGUGCUGGACCUCAUCUCCUGCCGCGAAGCCAAGGACUCCUUCAAGGGCAUUUUCUCCAAAGACAUCGUGGUUUACGACGAGAGCACGGCGGAGCCCAACAGGCUGAGCGCUUCUCAGCCGCUUCAGGUGGUGCUGGACUCUCUGAGGAGGGAGGGCAAGGACCCCAUCAUCCUCAAAGGGGGUCUGAGCUGCUUCAGGCAGAACCAUGAGAACCUGUGCGAGCACUCGCUGCACCUCCACGAAGGUCUGGACUCGGGUGCUGCUGCUGGACCGCUACCUCACGCCUUACCUUCCACGCCGGACAUCGAGAAUGCAGAGCUGACGCCGAUCCUCCCGGCCCUCUACCUGGGCAACGAGCACGACGCCGAGGACCUGCACCUGCUGCGGCGCUACAACAUCGGCUACAUCCUGAACGUGACCACCCACCUGCCGCUGUACCACUACGACACGGGCUACUUCAUCUACAAGCGGCUGCCUGCUACGGACAGCAACAAGCAGAACCUGCGGCAGUACUUCGAGGAGGCGUUUGAGUUCAUCGAGGAAGCACACCAAGCAGGUAUGGGGCUCCUGAUCCACUGCCAGGCCGGCGUCUCCCGCUCCGCCACCAUCGUCAUCGCCUACCUGAUGAAGCACACGUGGAUGACGAUGACGGACGCCUACAAGUUUGUGAAAACCCGACGGCCCAUCAUCUCCCCCAACCUCAACUUCAUGGGUCAGCUCUUGGAGUUUGAGGAAGACCUCAACAACGGAGUCACGCCACGGAUCCUCACACCAAAGCUGAGCGGCGUCGAGACCCUGGUGUGACCGGCUCAAGGGCACUUUUUGAUUCUCCUCAUGCUGUGCGGAGCACCAGGUUAGUGGUUGCCAAAAAAAUAAAAAAAUCCCCACUGUUUGGACACGACAGACCCGCCGGAGACUCUGACACGUUUUUGUUUUUUGGAAGCUUUGGAGAAGAUACUGUGUUCUCUGAGGGAGAAGCGCUCCAGCUCCCACUGUGGCACACGGGUCAGGUCGCAGAGACGGGAAAACAAAAAGACAGUCUGGCGUGUUAACCUUCUAUUUUUAUACAUGUGACCAUGAAAAGCCUGCGGAGGCUUACUGUGCAAUAAUCGGAGAGUGGAAUGCAAAUCUUUAUCUGUAUAUAUUGAGAACAAAUGAAGUGAACAGUUCCACCUCCUCGCCGAAAAUGUUGAUGUAGUUACUGUCACGGUUAUUUUCAUGCUGGAGGCUUUUCUAUGUUGUUUGACAUGCCCCACCCCCCACGCUUGUUUUUACUCCAGCGCUGUCGGUUGAAAGGUAGCGCCAUGAAAUGCUAAAUUGUGAUUGUAGAGGGCGUAACAUGACUGAUGCUAACGGCUAACAGAAGUUGCAAAAAUGAUCAUUUUCUUUGUGCGUGCUAAAGAACCACUGAGCUUCAUUGAGCUCUGAACAAACAUUUGUGUGUGGGUGGUGAGUUCGGGUUUUCUUUCCCUGCUUUAUACAUUUUUGCCUGAUGCUAACAAUGAUAAUCAACCAAGCUUCAUGAAUGUUUGUUUAAUUAUUAUCAUUAUUUUUUAAUCAUUAGCAUCUUUUGUAACACGUUCCACAAAAAAUGCAUCUACAAAAUGUAAUUAAAGAUAGAAUUUUUCAUGUUGCAAAGAAAUUAGCUGCUAAAAGCCUAGCGUCGCUUAAACUGUAAUGGACUUGAUUUACAGAGAGGAACUUCACUAACUGGGAAACAUAGAAAACUUUACGCGGCCACCCAAAAAUCUCAGUAAAAGAAGAAGAAAGAAAACAUCACAAUGCUAAUGUGACACAACAGCAAUUUAAUGAGCUAAUGCUAGCCUUCUGAUGAAAACAAAAAAGAAAGACAGCUACAUUAAAAUACUUUUAACAAUGUCUAUAGCAAUGAUAUUAUUCAAACAUAUUCAGCUAUGUAAACAACAAUAUUUAACUAAUAUCGCUAGUCCUUUGUUGUGGCAUUUAGCGCUGUGCUAAUAUACACUUAUGUUCUGAUCAUAAAUGCAUUUUUGCCAUGUUUUAACACACACAAAUCUCUGAAUUUUUUCCUCUCUGCCACCGGGGAAAAACCAAGCUAGCCAUUCGUAACCAAGAGAAGCUGUGUUACUUUGCGACUACAGACCGCCCUAAUAUAAAGACGAGUGUAAACAGACGUACUUGCUGCAGAAACAAAACAUUGUAAACAGGGCUUCUUGCUUUAUUUCCUGUCGAUAUUUUCCGAGGCAGCUUCGUGUUUUCCGUCACCUCCCGUCGACAGUAGCAGGUUUUCAAACCGACACAUUUUCUGGCUGAGCCUGUCCCUGCUGUUGACCCUUGGGUAAAGUGAGCUGGUUGCUGUCACGUGCUGUUUUAGUGCCUCUAUCAAUGCCUUAAUUCGUGUGUCACCACUGGGCCUGAGCAUUGUUCAUCACGUGCAGCCGCAGGCUAGAUUCACGCGCGGACUUCGGAAAACACACAACGCAGCGACAGAUUUCAAAACUGGGUUUGUUGACACAUUCAGCAAAACCUCCUUGCGGCAUUUUAAAGCAGGAAUAUACUUAGUAGCUGAAAAACAAAAUCAUGACAACAACAUUAGCUUUGCAUGGUAGCACUUUAGCCAACUAGCUUCUUCCUUGAUUGACUUUGACUUUUACCAUGGAAUAAAUGAGUGCAGGAAUGAACUCAAAAGUAAGGGUUCAUUGGCUAACUGCGACCUGAUCCCAGACUCACACCAAAUGAGGUCGUGGUUAGCGCCGGAACAAAGCGGUGACUCACAGUAGAAGCAGUUUUAUGUGUGGAGGUGGGAGGCGGCGCACGUUGUCAGUUUCCUCAAACACGUCAGAUUUGCGAACCGCAGUAAUGACUACGCAUUUAAAGAGACCAAAACAAGUGAAGUGAUACUCCCAUUAUUGUUGUGAGUCGGGGUUUAGCUUAGCAAAUAUUUGUCGCACUACUGAAGCGAUGUUACGGAUAUAAGUCCAUCAUCACAAUGAACUACGAAGCCAUAACCAGCAAAUGAUGAAGUUGGAGAGUAGUUAAAGUCGUUUGUACAAAAACUGUGUUUGUACCGAAAACAUUUACGAUGUCUUUUCUACUUGGCCAUGUAGCUUCGCAUAGUGUCGAAGAAUUAGAUUGCUACCUUUGGAUCCAUACGACUUGUUGCUUGGUACUAUUUCAAGUCAACAAUAACUUGACUAUAAUGGUGCCUCCAGUUGCGUUCUGAACUGGGAAAUUCCCAGUUACGCCCCCUGGUGUGGCAAGUGGGAGAUUCCUCACAACCCUGUCUCUGCAAUCCAAGAUGGCUUCCCUGAAUGUGGACAGGACGUUGAAGUUUAGAAUAAUUGAAAUACUCCAAAAAAAACAAACAAACAUGGACUGCAGAAUUGCGUUUCCUCUUCAUGUGGCGGGUUUUCUACACGCUAACACAGCACAUUUAUCAAAAGUCUGCUGAUAUCUUGGCACACGUGAGAUGAGCUUUCAUAGACUAUUUCUCUUUUCCGAUUUCCUUUACUGGAAUGGACUGAACUCGGCUAUGAGGAAACUGUCACUUCCGAGGAAACUGAAACGCAACAUAAAGUCACAGGUACUGUAUUUACAUUUCGGAACGUUAGCGUUAGGUGUAAGUCACUUUCCUUGUAAUAACGCCUGACAGAAUAGUUUUUCAAAUCGGUUUACAAAAGCUAAUUUAAGAGAGGCUUCUUCGUUUAGCUUCUCAACGUUCGACACCACUGCGAUGACACACAAGAUACUACUUGAGUAUUCCACCAGAGGGCGCCCAAACUAAUGGAAGCUAGUUAGCGAACAGUACUGCUCAAGAUAUCUUGAAUCCGUUUACUCAAUUCUCUCUUUGCGACACAUGAAUUAGCAUGAGAAGCUAGUACUUUAAAACUGUAGCGAUUAUAGCUAACCAUUUUGUCCUCUUGAAUUGUGAAGCAUAGGCAAGUACGCUAUUGUCACCAUUUUGUGUUAUCAGGGCUAGCUAAAAGUUUUGCUGACUCAUGUUGGUUAAAACAGACAAUUCUGUUGGGUAGAAAAGUUAGGUCAAACAAGACACACUGCAGGGUUUGUUGUCUUUCUUCAGGUGGUGUUGGUGUAAUAAGUGCGCAGGGUUUUGUCGAGACAAACAAGUUUUGUUAACAUCCCGUCGUGUUCUUGUGCGCUCGAUACCAGCGCCGCAGCUUCGACUUCACCACAGUCACUGCUGGAGUGGGCUUGGACUCCACUUGUCCGAGGGCCGUCGGAGGUCUUUGAAGCCGUCGAGGACUUCAGUUGGAGCUGAAACAUAAAUCCCUUUGAAAAAGCCGCUAAUGUCGAACAGCUUUUUUUUUCUUCUCUUUGUUUGUUCUUCUGUCUGUCUGCUCCACAUGAAAGUGAAAAACAGGGCUAAUGAUUUCAACGCUUUUCAAACCCUGAUCUCUAAAGACGGUGGGAUAAUGAAACCGUGAGCAACACUGAGGAAUCUGCGCCGUCCUUCAUCACACAUCCAGCCUGAUUUACUUCCUCUUCCUUCGCUGGGUUCUGAAGAACAGAUACUCAGAUCAAACUCUGCUUUACAGUUCCCAAAUCAUCACUCUUGACUUGAUAUUGAAUAAGUUACUAUCACAAAUUCAUUCAUUUAUCCCACGCGUCUAAACCUAAUCUGUCAUCAGGUCGUGGGGGCAGCAGCCCGAGUCAAGAGGGCCAGACUGCCCUGAGCUGUUAGGAGGUCAACUGAGCCUUCUCCACGACAUGGUGUGGAGAAAUCUUUUAUCCUGUUCUCUCUGUGAGUCACAUGACCGCGGCAUCGCAAAAGUGGAAGUUUAUUUUCAUGAUAAAAGACGUAACCGUUUCCACAUCUGUGAAUCAGGCCGGGUGUGUUUCUGCGCGAGCGACCACCAUCGAAACUCCAUGAAGUUGGAAACACUCCAUGCUAUGCAAAUGUAACCACGGAUGUUGAUUUAUUUCCGCAUGUCUGCAGCCGUUCCCUCACUUCUGUUGCCGUCGACUGGUGCUUCGAACGAUAUAUUUGAUAUUAGUACUGCGUUUGUAUUCAGUAAAAGACAGAAAAAAAAGCUGAGCCAAUGUAUAUUUCUGAGAUGUUGUGGGACCUGCUGGUUCUGUUUGUGACCGUGCAUUACUCUGGUGGGACUCUAAAGCAUGUGUGUGAUUCGGGGGCUGCUGGGGGACCCGGCAGUCGUCAUGGUGCUGUCAGUCUCUCCUGUAGAAGUCACAGCUCUGAGGCCUCCAGGUCUGUUCUCUUCAUUUGUAUCAGACGAUGUGCACUCUUUACCUGCAAGUCUCUGCGUUGGGCUCAGAGGCUCCAGUUCUGUGUGUCUGUACUCCAAGUAUAAACAGUAUGGAAAUAUAUAUAUAUAUAUAUAUCUAUUUUCUUUGAAUGCAUAUAUUCAUUACUAUUUUUGCACUGACCUACGGACAAAUGGAUUUAUUUUUUCCACAAAGGUGCUACUCUGACGGAGGCCUUCUUCUCCCACACCUUGUUGCAUGACGCGAGGAAGUAACCCUCAGCAGGUUUUUGUCAUCCUUCCGAUUGAAGCACUGUCAUUUUGUAAACCCGACUCGUGAGCUUUCAAAUAAACAAGGAGGCUUCUGGUGGCUGUGGGGUCCUUGAUGGUCUUUGUGAUGAUGUCAUCAUUCUGCGUCGGCAGGUGCGGAGACUUUGCAACCAAAAAUAUCUGAUUUUGCGCGAGAUUGAAAAAAAAAAUAAUGCGGGGAAAGUUGCGAUCAUUUAUGGAUCUGGAACGUGAUGAUGGGAAAUAAGGGCUUUUGCAAAUUUGCUAGUGUCAGUUUUUAGCCUAAAAUAUGAGUAUUUAAAGAACACCCACUCAAAAUAAAUAAAUGAAUGUACAGGGCCAAUAAUUCUGUGACUAGUUCCGGGCCGACAGCGGGUAGUGAGCGCUCCUUGUUUUAUUACAGAGCUCCUCACCAGGGCGGAGACUGACUGACGUUUGGAUGGGCGGAGUCUGAAAGUUGGAAAGUGUCAGAAAUAGCCUGGAGAGAGAUGGAUCUGGCGGUCAGCCAUGUUUGUUUACGUCCGUCCCGUAUAGUGUUCGGGUCACGAUGCACAUUUCAAUACUGGGGAUUUGGACAUUUAGGAAUGGAUUCAGGAUCCUUCUUGUCCGAAUUGCGACCCCCUGCAGCAAUAUUUGUGUGACAUCGCACAUGACUUCAUCCCAACGAGGAGGGACUAUGAUGCCGCACAUGCUGUGAGGGGGGGGCAAUAGGAGAGUCAAGUGGAAUUGGCGGGAAAGUUGCAGAGCUCACGGGGAUUGCAACAUCACCAUCUCCUGACAAAGUAUGGAAAAAAAUGUUUCUCUUCCGAUGCACUGUUGAUACACAAUACAAAAACCGCAAACUCUUAAAAAAAACAUUUCCGAUACUGACAAAUGACAAAUACAUGAGUCACAGAAAAACAUUUUUAUUAACCUGACAAACUUGCAACAGCUAACGCUGUUAGCCGCGGCUAAUGGCCAAUAAGAAAAGAACUAGGGUUUUUUCAGCGGCAUGCUAAAGGUGGCUAGCGCGGACCACAGUAGUAGCUCUUACUGCAGUAGCGAUACCGUGGCCAAUUUGUAUCGCAUCCGGAUGCAACGUUUAAGUAUCACUCGAUGAGCAGAGGACGCCUCGAUCAUGUGACCUUCUGCCAAAUUCCUGCUUCUCUUUGGCUGCAAACCAACAAACAUCAGCGCGCUACAAUUAAGCGGCUCAGUGAGAGCUAAACAAGUGUCUAUUAAAAAGCGCUGUGACAUUUAGCGGCGCUCUUGAGCGCAGACUCGUCUGGUUCCACUGAACCGUGCGUGACAUAGCUGCCGGACUUCUGGGCCUAAAUUUACUCCCACUGCGUCGGCCGUGGCUUUUGGGCGGCUGUGUGUGAGCGGAUGCGUUGGGAGGCGCGCCGCGGGGUCAAGAUCCCUCCACAGGGACCAAAAUAGUUCUGAGCGUUGUUUCUAAUUACGAGUGAUGAGCGCCCCGCCUCAUUAAUCCUUUCCUAUCAGCGGUGGCAGGCGGGCAGCACCAGAAUAGCUCGGGUCUCAUGGACGUAUUAGGCAAAGCCGGCGGCGAGGAGGGCCCGCCGUGUUCCUCCUGGUCGGCAGGUGGGGUCAUCCCUCAGUCUGGAUCUACAUUUUCUUCUUCUCUUUCUCGCGGUUUUUACUCCGAGUUAGUCAACUUGUUCUCCAUCUGUCACUGCUAACUUCAGUGUUUUUAGAGGUGUUGCAUUCAGGGGCAGCUAAAUAUGUCGGGCAUUUCAGCUCCAUGUCAUAAUCGACGCCAAUCAGGGUGAACACAUUUGUGUACCUCAAAGUCUCUUAGCUGGAGGACAGCUUCGGCAAAUUCCCAGCAACAAAGGGUGUCAGAAGUGGGAUGUCUAUUCAAGAUUUGAGAUUCAAGAUGCGUUUAUUUGUCAUUUUUGCAUCCUCGCAAUUGGCAAAGUGUUUGUAUUGAGAAGUGCAAAAUGUUACAAAAUGAAGAGCCUCAAAUCGACUCAUGAACUUGAGUCAGUUUAGUGAGUCACCAAACAUCUCAAUGAGUCUAUCAAAGAAUCCAGGAAGAAGUUUAGUGUGCAUUAAGGCUUGUUUUGAUGAUGUGACGAAGCCUCGCCGUACCAUGUGACUGUUUCACGAAGUGAUUCGUGCAACGACUGAAGCAGCUACGAAGCUCUUUGGUCUGCCACGUUAUCAUGGAACACGCAAAGCCUUGGCCGAUGCCUUCAACCAUUUGGAUGAGAGGCUUCAUGAAGCUUCACUGAACCAUGUGUUUGACUGAGGAUCUUGUUGAGUUCCAGAGGUUUCCUCCUCCCACCUGCUGCUCCUCACCUGUCCAUCUGAAGCUGGGCACAGCCUGUUCAGUUUGGGAGGAGUCACCUCCCUGGAGCUGCUGAAACCUCCAGACGACAUUCCACCUCUGCCCCCUUUAUCCAUGGUUUCUCCCUCCCCCAGCCCCUCUCCCCGACACAUUAAGGGUCUGAGUCUGGUGUUUUUAAUUCGGCGGGAUGAUGUAACGCACAUCAACCUGCAGCGACUGGCCCCUCCAGCCUCGCUGCCUCUGCACGCAUGUGUGAGUCGUGGAGAGUCAAACCAGGCCAGUUAUCAAACCAACGUAUCUGGAGCAGAAGAAAAGAAGAGAUGGAGCAGCGACUGACUCCGGGAUGCCGGUUUGGAGCGUCACCGCAGGACCGGCCAGCGGCCAUGUUUGUCCCCGACCAGCAGCUGUGAGGUCGGUUAGAGGCUGGAAUCAAACAUGUAAAUCUCUCUUGCUUUCAAAUAUUGAAAUAGUACUUUAUUUUUUCAUCUAUUCCUUCGGCAUGCCACUAUGUUCCUGUGGUGUCUAGCUGUCCGUAUAAUGAUCUGCUGAUUUCUGCUCCCAUUAUUUACAUCAGACAUAUAGUUAUUCAUUUGAUAUCUAAUAUAUAUAUAUAUUUUUUAUUUCUUGUAAAUUAUGUGUAAUGUAAAUAAUUUUCACUGGUUUAGAAAAAUAAUUAUUUUUUAUUAUUUUUUUUAAAUAAUGA
Messenger RNA from Synchiropus splendidus (mandarinfish), 9413 nucleotides. It is a transcript of the gene dusp10, whose product is annotated as dual specificity phosphatase 10. NCBI's taxonomy places the organism in Eukaryota, Metazoa, Chordata, Actinopteri, Syngnathiformes, Callionymidae. The record is from RefSeq and is a predicted model, not a curated record. Gene Ontology annotation, molecular function: MAP kinase tyrosine/serine/threonine phosphatase activity; protein tyrosine/threonine phosphatase activity. The coding region runs from base 326 to 1735 and encodes 469 amino acids. The transcript has 4 exons. Gene Ontology annotation, cellular component: cytosol; cytoplasm. Gene Ontology annotation, biological process: protein dephosphorylation; negative regulation of JUN kinase activity.